This is a messenger RNA of Erigeron canadensis, 1853 nucleotides long. RefSeq names its product bifunctional purple acid phosphatase 26-like. Gene Ontology annotation, molecular function: acid phosphatase activity; metal ion binding. The coding region runs from base 167 to 1624 and encodes 485 amino acids. The record is from RefSeq and is a predicted model, not a curated record. Lineage: Eukaryota; Viridiplantae; Streptophyta; Magnoliopsida; Asterales; Asteraceae. The transcript is spliced from 10 exons.
AUUAAUUUAUUUGUAAAAGAAAAAGAAAAACCAUUUGCAUAAUACUGUUUCUUAACGACUCUCUCUCUCCCUCCAAUGAUUUGAUUUGAAGAUCCUUUCAGGAAUUAAUCCCAAGAAUCACAGUUCAUACUGUUUGGGGAUUGUAGCUGGCUAGGCAGUGACCAUUAUGAAGGAUAAGAAAAUGGGAUCAAUGAUAGCUCACUUUCUGCUUCUUGGCUGUCUAUUGUUCAGCUUUCUGGACAAUGCUUAUGCCGGUGUCACAAGCAGUUUUGUUCGUUCAGAGUGGCCAUCAGUUGACAUUCCUUUAGAUAAUGAAGUUUUUGCAAUUCCCAGUGGUUAUAAUGCACCACAACAGGUACACAUUACUCAAGGAGAUUAUGAUGGAAAAGCUGUAAUUAUAAUAUGGGUGACGCCUGAUGAACCAGGGUUGAACCAAGUAAGAUAUGGAACAUCAGAGAAAAAGUAUGACUUCACUGUACAAGGGUCAGAGGUGAAAAACUAUUCAUUUUACAACUACAACUCUGGCUAUCUUCAUCAGUGCCUUAUCAAUAACCUUGAGUAUGACACCAAGUACUAUUAUGAGAUUGGAGAAGGAGAUUCUGCUCGAUCGUUUUGGUUUCAAACACCUCCAAAAAUCGAUCCAAAUGCUUAUUAUAAAUUUGGAAUAAUAGGUGACUUGGGGCAAACAUAUAACUCUUUGUCCACUCUUGAACAUUACAUUCAGAGCGGAGCACAAACUGUGUUACAUGUUGGAGAUCUAUCUUAUGCUGACAGGUAUAAAUAUAAUGAUAUGGGUAUACGCUGGGAUUCAUAUGGUCGUUUUGUUGAAAAGAGUGCAGCAUAUCAACCAUGGAUAUGGACAGCAGGAAAUCAUGAGAUAGAAUAUGAGCCUUAUAUGAAUGAAGUCGUUCCAUUCAAACAGUAUCUCUAUAGAUACCCAACUCCCUAUUCAGCCAGUGAGAGCAGUAAUCCUCUGUGGUAUGCUGUCAGACGUGCAUCUGCUCAUAUAAUUGUGCUAUCCAGUUAUUCUCCUUUUGUAAAAUACACACCUCAGUAUAAGUGGCUUGAAGCGGAAUUUAAAAAAGUAGACAGGAAGAAGACACCUUGGCUUAUUGUUAUUAUGCAUGCCCCUAUAUACAACAGUAAUAGUGCUCACUACAUGGAGGGUGAAAGCAUGCGAGUUGCAUUUGAGAGUUGGUUUGUUCAGUACAGAGUUGACAUGGUAUUUGCUGGACAUGUACAUGCCUAUGAAAGAUCGUAUCGGAUCUCAAACAUACAUUACAAUAUAACCGGUGGAGUGAGUUAUCCCGUGCCAGACAAGUCAGCCCCAGUUUACAUUACCGUUGGAGAUGGAGGAAACCAAGAAGGUCUUGCUUCCAGAUUCAACGAUCCUCAGCCCGACUAUUCGGCAUUCCGGGAAGCCAGUUAUGGACAUUCUACGUUGGAGAUAAUGAAUAAAACACACGCUUUCUAUCACUGGAAUCGCAAUGACGAUGGAAAGAAAGUUGCAACCGACUCGUUUGUGUUGCACAACCAGUACUGGAACAAGAGUCUUCGGAGAAGGAAACUGAAGAAGAAUUAUCUGCAUACGAUCGUCCCAGCUCUUGAACUUAACAAUUUAUAAAGGUGAAGAUGCCUGUCUCUUAUACUUACUGAACAAAAUUUAUCUCCCGUUCCCCCUUAUGGUAGUCCCAAAUUUGUGAUAUCCAUGAAAUGAAGGUAUUGGGCAUUUGUUAUUGUCAAUAUGUAGCAAGUUAUUGUACCAUUUAAGUAAGAAGUUUGAAGAUUGGAUAUAACAUUUUAGCCAUGGAAAAUAAUGAUUCUGAAAGAUAUAUAGGUUGUUUAUGAUGGUA